GCUGUUAAAUUUUACUGAUAAAUUGUUGUUGCUAUCACAUACAUAACAAAUAUGCUUAUAAGGCACACAUGGCUGGCGUUAUCUUGCGCUUUACUACUUUGCUUGGAUCUGAGUGCGGCGCUCAUACGCGAAGAGGAUGCUGCAGCAGAAUCCAACACAGAGAUUGAGUCCUCCAGUGAUGCAAAAGACGAACAUAAUGUACAAGUUACCGAGAAUCGUUUGGCCGCGCAGCUCUUCGCCAUACUCGAGCACUACAAACAGGAGGAUCCAGUGGGUUUUCCCGGUGCGCCUAUACCAGAUCCCAUGGAAGUGCCGGAUAUGCGUAAAAGUAUCGGUAUGGGUACGUUGAGUAUGAUGAAGGUGAAGGCGUAUGGAUUAUCGAAAUUUCGCAUUGACUCGAUAAAAGCGGAUCUCAAGGAAAUGAAGGUCGAAGCCGGCAUACAACUGGACAAGAUGGACGUGCGUGGUUUGUACACACUGAGCGCACUGUUUACACGCGCUAAUGGCCCCUUCACAGUUGUGCUUAAGAAUGUCUAUGUGAAGGCGAAUGCAGCACUCGCGGUAGAGAGGGAUGGCCAACUAACUACGGAACGCAUAAAAAUGGAUAUCACAUUCGGUGAUAUGUCUAUGGACUUCCAGAACUUGGGUUUAGUGGGCAAUCUAUUUCAAAGCGUUGUGAACUCAGCGCCCACGCUCGUCUUCGAUGCCAUGAAACCGUUCAUGCUGCAGGAAGCGGAUAAGAAGUUGCGCGAAGAGAUCAAUGGGAAUCUUGAAAAAUUUGUAGGUGACCGCCGACUGCCCAAUUCGAUAUCACCGCUAGAUAUGGCCAUAGCCGAGGGUCGUAAGAAAGUACGCAGUAUGGGUUACGAUCCAUAUCACUUGCCCGAUUACAAUCGCACGGCAGGCAUAUUCACCUUUCAACUGGUGAAUUCUUGGAUUUGGGGCGUGUCGAGUUUCUACCGUGUGGGCGAUAUGUCAGUGGCCAUGCAAAAUAAUACAAUUAAAUUGCAUUUCCAUGUGGGCACACAGGAGAUUGCCGGCGAGAGUCAUUGGGAGAUUGAUUUUGGUCUGGCUUCGCGUACAGGCGUAUUCAAAUUUUCCGUGCAAUAUAUACGUUUAACAGUGGAUCUGAGUCAAUCGCUGGACACACGUAAGCGUCCACAAAUCAAUGAUCUACAAAUCGAUUUGGGUAAUAUACAAGUACGCAGCGAUGGUGCCGGCACUUUGGAUUAUAUCGCAGAAGCUGCUAUCAAUAUUUUACCCAACCUGUUGCGCUAUCAAAUUAUGGAUGUGCUGGAGAAUCCGGUGAAGAUGCGUAUACAGGAGAAAUUCGAUUCAAUUGAUGUGGAGAAGGCAAUCAAGGAAAACUUUGAAAAGUUCCAAACUAUGGGUGAUGACUUUUCGUUUGAUUUUAAACUGUAAAAAUCGGUCAAUACAGAAUGAACGAAUUUGUAUAAAGUUAUAUGUACAUAUAUAUGUAAAAUUCUACUCUAAAAUAAAUUUCGAUUUUUAAUAAUAAUAAAAA
This is a messenger RNA of Zeugodacus cucurbitae (melon fly), 1525 nucleotides long. RefSeq lists its product as uncharacterized. NCBI's taxonomy places the organism in Eukaryota, Metazoa, Arthropoda, Insecta, Diptera, Tephritidae. The transcript has 3 exons. Bases 52 to 1422 code for a protein of 456 amino acids. The record is from RefSeq and is a predicted model, not a curated record.